CUCACAGCAACUCAACAUUCGGCAUGGAGGAGUCGUAGUCGCCUGUUGCUUUGGAAGUAAUUUUGUCUAAUAAUUGUGUGUUUUCUUUUUGGAAGUUGUUUCCUAGUCGGACAAGAAAAGAUGAAUAAGGUGGUUUUGGUGACAGGAGCAAAUAGUGGUAUUGGUCUGGCUCUGUGUGAGCGUCUCCUCACUCAGGACACAGAGGGUCUCCAGCUGUGUCUGGCCUGCAGGAAUAUACAGCGGGCUCAGGCGGCUCGCUCUGCCCUCCUGGCCUCUCAUCCCAAAGCUCAGGUUGCCUUACUGCAGAUGGAUACCAGCAGCGUCACAUCCGUUUUCAAUGCUGCCAAGGAAAUCAAACUAAGGUACAACCGGCUGGACUACCUCUAUCUGAACGCAGGCAUCAUGCCAAACCCACAGUUUGAUAUGGUAGCUUUUUUCAAAGGCCUCUUCUCCAGCAAAAUCAUCACCAUGUUUGCCACAGGUGAGGGCAUUCUGACACAGAAAGAUGGCGUUACCCCUGAUGGUCUACAAGAAGUCUUUGCAACCAACCUCUUUGGUCACUUCCUACUGAUCAAGGAGCUAGAACCAAUUCUGUGCCACGCAGGCCAGACCUCCCAGCUAAUCUGGACCUCCUCCAGUAACGCUCAUCGCUCAGCUUUUAACUUGGAAGAUAUGCAGCACCAGAGAGGUGCACAACCUUACAGCUCCUCUAAAUAUGCCUCUGACCUGCUGAGCCUGGCGCUGAACACACACUACAACAAACAGGGUUUGUACUCAUCUGUUAUUUGCCCGGGGUUUGUGAUGACUAAUUUGACCUACGGGAUCCUGCCGUCCUUCCCAGCUUUCCUCUGGACCGUGCUGAUGCCUGUUUUUUGGCUUAUAAGAAUGUUCACCAACACAUUUACCCUGACCCCUUUUAAUGGAGCCGAAGCCCUGUUUUGGUUAUCUCAGCAAAAACCUGAAUCCCUUGACCCCCAAGCCAAGUACCACAGCCUAACAUCUGGGCUUGGCAACAACUACACACAACCACGAAAGAUGGAUAUUGAUUUGGAAACAUCAGAGGCACUGCAUGGGAAAUUACUGCAACUGGAAAGUGAAGUAAGAAGGAAACUAAAGGAAAAACAAAAACAGUCCCAGCAUUCACAGUAACUGUUCAGGACCUGGACCAUCCCCUGAUGUGUAUUUCACAAAGUACAAAGAGUAUUUGGCUCCUGCACAUCAUCAGGAGCAGCACUGGCUGUCGUGCUCUUCAAAAAUAACACAUCUGUCCUUGCAACAGCAACAGCAACAUGCUCACUGUACUGCAGCACAAGAAGACAUGUUAAAGCAAUUUAAGUUUAAUGCAAACAUCUGUUUUAUCCAUAUCAUUGUUUGAUAUACAAUAAAUAGCCAGUAUGUGGUAACCCAAUGAUUUACAAUACAAAUAAACACUGUGUGUUUUCA
This is a messenger RNA of Notolabrus celidotus (New Zealand spotty), 1443 nucleotides long. RefSeq names its product hydroxysteroid (17-beta) dehydrogenase 7 (gene hsd17b7). The record is from RefSeq and is a predicted model, not a curated record. NCBI's taxonomy places the organism in Eukaryota, Metazoa, Chordata, Actinopteri, Labriformes, Labridae. Bases 121 to 1149 code for a protein of 342 amino acids. Gene Ontology annotation, cellular component: endoplasmic reticulum membrane. Gene Ontology annotation, biological process: cholesterol biosynthetic process. The transcript is spliced from 9 exons. Gene Ontology annotation, molecular function: estradiol 17-beta-dehydrogenase [NAD(P)+] activity; 5-alpha-androstane-3-beta,17-beta-diol dehydrogenase (NADP+) activity; 3-beta-hydroxysteroid 3-dehydrogenase (NADP+) activity.